AUGUCUGGACCGCCGCCGGUGUUUCGAUCGACUUACUCCAAUGUACGUAUCAACACGCCCCGUCGAAACCCUCAAGCAAUGGAAAAAAAAAGACGGGCACAAAUUUUGAUGAAAUCCCUUGACUUGACGCGUUGCUCGAGAUUUUUUUUUUUUGUUGCCAAUACUAACCAACCCGGCGCUUUAACCUUAGACCGAUGUCUACGAGUGUGAUAUGAAUGACUCGCCCAUCAUGAGGCGGUGCAAGGAUAACUGGGUGAAUGCCACCCAGAUCCUAAAGUGCUGCAACUUUCCCAAGGCCAAGCGGACAAAGAUUUUGGAAAAGGGGGUCCAGCAAGGAUUGCACGAAAAAGUGCAAGGUGGCUUCGGACGGUUCCAGGGCACUUGGAUCCCUCUAGAGGACGCGCGUCGGUUGGCGGCAACCUACGGCGUGACCAAGGAGUUGGCGCCGGUUUUGUUCCUCGACUUUACCGACCCGAAUCUAAUCAUUCCCUUGAAAGCCAAGCCUCCUCCCAAGGAACCAAGCGAUAAUGCUGUCAAGCGGAAGUACGUGAAGAGACUGAAACAGCCUGGCGACUUGCCCCGAAGAUACAAGACGGGCAAGAAAGCAGCCAUUCAAGCAGCAGAAGAAGAAGCAGCAGCGGCAGCGGCAGCGGCGGCAGCAGCAGCCACCGCUAUGGCUGGAAGUAAUGGCAAUGGCACGGUCAAUCACCACCUCCACCACCAACUUCACCAGCAGCACCUUCACCAGCACCUUCAACAGCACCACCAUCACAACCCUCAUUCGCUCGCUCAAGCUGCCACCAUGCAGCAUGUGCCAUUUGACCAGCACGCUACAAAUCGAAGUAUACAGCCAGACCCAUCGCUCCCUCCAAUGUACAACAUGGUGCAAGGAACACCAGUGCAUCAAUCUUUUAACAACAACAACAACAACAACAAUAAUAAUAAUAGUGCUCCAGGCAAACCCAUGGGACAGGAUGCAUUCCCGAUCCCGCAUGUCCCCUUCCAGAACCCGCAACUUGCUCCACGAUAUAAUGAAAUGCAAAUGAAGUUACCCACGUCUGCGGCGGCCCCAGCACCAGCACCAGCGCACAUGCAAAUGCAGCCCAUGCAAAUGCAGCCCAUGCAAACUUACCCUUCGCUUCCCUUUGCACAACCAGGAUUUCCUCACAGCAAACUACUGUCGUCUCAAUCUUCCAACGAUGCAAACUGGUCCAUCACGCAGGACCAGCGCGACAGCGACACCUCGAUGAGCUCGCAAGAUGAGGCCAAGGGGAAAAGCCGAUUUGCACCACCGCAACCAGAAUUGAGUCCGCCCGAUGAAAAUAGCUACGCGGCCCAGCUUUUGAGGUUUUUCAGCGAAGACAGCAUUGAAAUACCUCAAUUUGUGAGAGACCCGCCCGCCGACUUUAACCCUAGUGAACCAAUCGAUGACGAGGGUCACACCCCUUUGCACUGGGCAGCGUCCAUUGGUAACCACGAAAUGAUUCACCUCUUGAUUUCCAAACAGGCAAAUCCGCUAGUGGUCAACAAUUUUGGCUUGAACCCGUUAUCGAAAUCCAUCUCAUUCAACAACUGCUACGAGCUCAAAAAUUUCGGUCCCGUGCUAGAUGACCUCGAGUUGUGCUUGAUCAACACCGACAUCAACGGAAGAACUCCCUUGCACUACUUGUGCCAGUAUGCAAAAGUGCGGUCCAAAUUGGACAGUUUACAGUUUUACUUAAAAGUCAUUAUGGAUAAAUUGACAAUCAUGACGAACCAGAGUCAAUCAAGGCAGGUGGAUUUGUUGAAAAACGUGUUGGACCAUCAGGAUGUGCGAGGCGACACCUGUUUGCACAUUGCAGUGAAAUCAGGCUGCAUGCCAAUUAUGCUCAAAUUGCUACACUACAGACCCAACAUCGGUCUAGUCAACGUCAAUGGCGAGACAGUCUACAACAUGUUGAAGUUGCUCCCCGAGCGGGAUUCCAGUCACUUGAUGGUUGAAGUUGGCGAUUGGUUGCAAGAAUUGUAUUGGAAGAGUGAUGAGCAGUUCCGUUCAUCGCGAAGUGCCGCCAAGCACCCCAUUUUGGCGACUCCAGUGCAGCCUCGAGUGAGCAGGAUGGCUACGCCUGAUACAGAGAGGACAACCGUGCAAGACGACGACAUCGAAGAAGAACAAGAGCAACGCCAACACCAAGAGGAAGAAGAGGAAGAAGAGCAGGAAGAAGAAGAAGAAGAAGAAGAAGAAGAAGAAGAAGAAGAUCAGGGAGGAGAUUCACAACGACAACGGCAACAGAGUGUGCGGAUGGACCGGAAUCCCGAGACGUUCAAUGACGACAAGGAAAACAUUUUCAUUGACAAGUCCUAUGAUGGUGUUUCGACCUUAGUACAUCGUUCACAAGAAUAUGUCUCCAUAAACCAGAGGCCGUUGGCGGUUAUUUCAGAAGGCGCAGAGAGAGAGAUCAGUAACGGCACCACUACUAGUCUUCUUGAGCAACACUCGUCUCAGCACACACAUAUAAAGUCAGAACACAAGAGACGGAAAGUUUUAAGAAUGCCAAACCCACCGAAAGUGGAAAAUGACGGCACGAUAUGUGAUGAGGCAGAGGAGGCACCACUUCUCCCGCUUGGCGAUCUUUCAUCGAUGAUCUCCAAGAUGAUCAGCUCGUAUGCAAGCGACCACGCGGAACAAUCAAAGAAACUUGACGCUGAACUUGCCAAGCUUAAGGCCUCGGUAUCUGCCAAACAGGAGGAGAAUCAUAAGCAAAUGCAAUACAUUAUAAAGCUCAUUGCCAAUUCGGGAGUCGAAGGCGAGGCAUCCUCGGUUGAGGACGCGCGGUCCUUGGUCACCAAAUCGAUUGCCGCCUACGAGGAACGAAUAGCUGAAAAGGAGGAACAGCUCACCAACAUCCUCCAGAGAAACCAAGCGUUCCAACUAGCGAAUCUAGUCCAGCAGGAAGAGAUGACGAUAUUGGAGCAGCAGGAAAAAGCAGCGCCGCAUCCAGUUGAAGCAGACGAUGACGAUGAAGACGAUGAUGAUGAAGGUGAAGGUGAAGGUGGAAAAGGCAAAAAUAGUGGAACCGGUUUGAUAAACGAAGAACAAUUCGAUCUUGCAUUGGAAUUGACAAAACUACAAUUAAGACGGAACAAGUUGGUUUCCGAGAUUGCUGAGCGAACCAAAUUUUACGGAGUUGACGACAAAAUGUACAAAUAUAGAAAACUUUUGAGCUUGAGUUGCGGGGUGAGGGUAGAGGACAUUGACAGUUUGAUAGACGGUAUUGCUGAAUCGUUGACGGAGUCGAUUCUGUGA
Molecule: messenger RNA, 3286 nt
Organism: Lodderomyces beijingensis
Lineage: Eukaryota; Fungi; Ascomycota; Pichiomycetes; Serinales; Debaryomycetaceae
Source: the annotation of a GenBank genome assembly